Colossoma macropomum (tambaqui) is the source of this 1476-nucleotide messenger RNA. It is a transcript of the gene srsf9, whose product is annotated as serine and arginine rich splicing factor 9. The record is from RefSeq and is a predicted model, not a curated record. NCBI's taxonomy places the organism in Eukaryota, Metazoa, Chordata, Actinopteri, Characiformes, Serrasalmidae. The coding region runs from base 320 to 1045 and encodes 241 amino acids. Gene Ontology annotation, molecular function: mRNA binding. Gene Ontology annotation, cellular component: ribonucleoprotein complex; cytoplasm; nucleus. The transcript has 5 exons.
GGGGCCUACAGGCAGCACUCACUUCCUGGUCGGGAGGAAGCGGCGGGGAGGUCGAUUAGCUUUAGCGCGGCUAACAGCAGCUUCUGUUUACAGACAGUUUUCAGAGUCUGGCAAGAUCUUGAAGAGGUCCUAUGGUGUGUUGCUAAAGCUCAUCAUGUACUACUUCUGCUGCUGCUCUAUUCAGAAUUUAGAGAAUUAAUUAAGACGCUUUUAGGAGGACGGACUAGAAUCGGGAUUGUCAUUCAACACUCUUUUGUGGAGCCCUGAAUCUCCUCGAAGGCUGCAGGUCCAUUCAGUUUGCAUUAGGCCUGUUUAAACUAUGGCGGACGGGAGGAUCUAUGUGGGGAACCUUCCCAUGGACGUGCAGGAGAGGGACAUUGAGGAUCUCUUCUUCAAAUAUGGAAAAAUUCGGGAUAUCGAGCUGAAGAACAACCGAGGCACCAUCCCGUUUGCCUUUGUUCGUUUUGAGGACCCACGGGAUGCGGAGGAUGCUGUCUAUGGAAGGAAUGGAUAUGGAUUUGGAGACUGUAAGCUGCGUGUGGAAUAUCCUCGAUCCUCAGGAUCCAAAUUUAGUGGACCUGUUGGAGGAGGACCAAGGGGAAGGUUUGGGCCUCCGUCACGCAGAUCUGAGUUCCGGGUUAUAGUCACCGGUCUUCCUCCUACUGGCAGUUGGCAGGACCUCAAAGAUCACAUGAGGGAGGCAGGAGACGUAUGCUUUGCUGAUGUUCAAAGGGAUGGUGAAGGAGUGGUGGAAUUCCUCCGACGGGAAGAUAUGGAGUAUGCCCUGCGUCGACUGGACGGGACAGAGUUCAGAUCCCACCAGGGGGAGACUGCAUACAUCAGAGUUCUGGAAGAGAGAGGUACAAGUUGGGGUCGUUCACGUUCCAGAUCCAGGUCUCGUGGGCGUUAUACACCUCCUUAUCAGAGCAGAGGGUCCCCGCCUCCUCGCUACCGCUCCCCUCCGCGUUAUAUGUCCCGUCAUAGCCCUCCCCCUCGACGAGCCCCACCUCAGCACCACAGCCCGCCCCCACGCCACUAUCGGUAAAGAGCCAAGAGAUGCCAGAGCUGUUGAAGUCACCCACGCCCCAUUUUCCCACCUUUUUAAUUUUUUUGUUUUGAUUCUUAAUUUUGUAAUUUACAUUCCGUCAUUAAGACACCCCAAUGGCCUUCACUGUACAAAAUGGUCUCAACAAAAGUAUUCCUCUUCUGGUUAACUUAAUUUCCAGAAAGAGAGAAUGUUACAGAGGAGAUAUUCUGACAUGCAAGAGCUUUUAGUCUGUUGCAUUUACAACAGUCACCAUAAUUAUGACUUCUGUCUACCGUAAAUGUUAAUAUUGAAAAAGCUGUUGGGACAUUAUGAAUUUGAUUAAUCUACAAAAUCAACACUUUUUUUCUUUUAAAUAAAAGACUGAUCUUUUAAUUUUUUUGUGUGUGUGCACCCUACUCCCUUUUUGUAUCAUGUAAUGGGUGUAUACA